GUAAUGUGUUUAUCUCGUUCCUUUCUCGUCAGGAAAUUGAAGCUCUCGAACCCGCAAGGGUCAGUCCAAUUCUAUUAAAACGUGUAAUAUAAGACAUAUAUUCUGUAUUUCUUGAGAAAAGAUGUCCUCCAUCAAAAAUUUAAAAAUUCCUGGCAAGAAAAUCACCGUUUGGCCACAAUGGCUGACUGCUCUCGCAAUCAGCCUAGAAACCAUCGUUUCUGGUCUGGCCAAUGGUUGGGCUUCACCAUAUUUAGCGCAAUUAAUAUCAGCGGAGGCGGACGUUUCCUUGAAAAUGACCGAUAUCGAGGCAUCUUGGAUGGCAUCCCUUUUGAGUUUUGGACGUGUAAUCGGAGCAUUUAUCGGUGCUUUUUGUCAAGAGUACACCGGCUUAAAGACGGUAUUGCUGUUAUCGGGCUUGCCGUUAAUAUGUAGCUGGGUCCUCAGCAUCUGCGCUACGUCGAUCUUGUGGCUCUACCUUUCCAGAUUCUGUUCCGGGCUGGGAUCGGGCAUUAUGUGGCCCACGAUGUCCUUAUAUCUUAGCGAAAUCGCUAAUCCUGCCAUUCGAGGCUCCUUGAUAUCCUUCAACGUAAGCAUAGCAUCUUUGGGUAUGUUUCUGGGCAAUGUGAUGGGUCCUUACUUGUCCAUGGAGAUGUUCGCUUAUGUGAGUCUCGUGCCGAAUGUUCUCUUCAUGAUCCUCUUCAGUUUGAUACCUGAAUCGCCUUAUCAUUAUGUUCUUCAUGGCAAUAUCGAUAAGGCCGAGGCAUCUCUCAAGUGGUUCCAACGAGAAGCUGACAUGAAAGCUAAAAUGCAGGAGUUCCAGGAUUUUGUUAAUGGUGCCAAUACCAGCAUUUUAACAAAAUUUAAGGACUUUUUAUUACCAGUGAAUUUGAAAAACAUCUUGAUCUUGUUCGGCUUGAAUCUUUUCGUUCAGACGAGCUCAUUCACUACAAUAAAUGCCUAUGCAGAGAUCAUCGUUAUAAAUGCUAAAGUGAACAUCACUCCAUCGAUUGUGGUAAUGGCGCUGUGUUUCUCCACGGUUGUCGCUGGUUUCAUUGCUAUUUUUGUGGUGGACAAGUUUGGUCGAAAGAAUCUUCUAAUACUUUCCAGCAUUGGCGUUACUAUUUCCUAUCUCGCUCUUGGUCUUCACUUCUAUCUUCUAUCUUUGAAUUUUGAUCCCGAAAAACUAACAUGGUUGCCGAUCACAUCGUUACUAUCUUUUAAUUUGUUCGUAUCUUACGGCUUAGCCACAGUACCUAGCACUCUUCUGGGAGAGAUGUUCCCGGCGAAUCUCAAGAAUUUAGCAUCUCUUUGCAUUUUUUCAACCAAUGCCUUAUUAACUUUUGUAUUCGUUAAGUGCUUUCAGCCUUUUGUCAAUUUGACUGGGGAAACAAUUGUCUUUUGGAGCUAUGGACUUUUUGUACUUGGAGCGGUGCCCUACGUAAUGUAUUUAAUCCCUGAAACGACUGGCAAGAGCUUGCUGGAGAUUCAGCAGUCCAUUAAAAAUAAAUUAUACGAUUUAUCAAAAUCGAAAUUAUAAUAAAAAGCUUUAAACUGCAUUAAUUUUGAGAAAAUCUAAGAAAAAAUUUGAAAAUAGAAUUGGAGCAUAAAAACAUUUCUGACAUAAAAAGCACACUGUACAUACAAAUCAAUUUUGCAACUA
Messenger RNA from Pogonomyrmex barbatus (red harvester ant), 1660 nucleotides. Its product is annotated as facilitated trehalose transporter Tret1. Gene Ontology annotation, cellular component: membrane. Gene Ontology annotation, molecular function: transmembrane transporter activity. The record is from RefSeq and is a predicted model, not a curated record. Lineage: Eukaryota; Metazoa; Arthropoda; Insecta; Hymenoptera; Formicidae. Gene Ontology annotation, biological process: transmembrane transport.